CCAUCAAAAAUAGUAAAAGAUCAGAAUAUAGAGAGAAUGGAGAUCACGAUGCUGUCAAAGCAAAGUAUAAAGGCUCAUGGUUCUCCAUCCCAUCCUUUCGUCUCUCAUCAUCACCACCAGCUCAUUCACCAACCCAGCUUUGACAACCACUUCUCAAGACACCCCAAGACAACCGCAUCAACCAAUCUCAAAAUGAAGUUCUUCACCACCCUCCUCUCCAUGGUAACCCUCACCUCCGCCGCCGCAGUAAACCACGACUUCUACGCCCCUGUCGACGCCCUCGCCAAACGUGAAGCCGCCGCAGCCCUCAGCUUCGACCCUGCCCACGACCCCCUCUCCGCCCGCGGUGACGAAGACGUCAAUAUCAUCACCGCUUCUCUCGAGGACGGAGCCGAAAAGGUAGAAAUCAUUGUCGACGGUGUUUCCCAGGGGUAUCUGAUCGUCAGUCCUGAUGGCGAUGUCCAAGGCUUCGACGGCAACGGCACCUUGGUCGACCUCGACGCCGUCCUCGCCGCUCGUGACGUUGAGCACGUUGACAAGCGCGCUCUUGGCUGGCUCCAGGUUCUGGCUAGACUUGCUCCCAUCAUCACAAAGUUUGGCCAACGGGUUGUCAACUGGUUGAGGUGUGUUGGUGCUUGGAGUUUGAUUUUGGAUUGUGCUCCCAAGCUCAUCAACUGCGCUACUUAUGGCAAGGCACCUUGGGAGUGCAUUGCUGGGAUUAACUGCAUUGGAAAGGCUGCUAGAAACUGCUAAACAGACUGUCGAGGUUGCUCUGGAGGGAGACUGAGACUUGCGGGCGAGGUGUCAUGAGAUUUUUGCUUGGAUGGUUGGACUGCGUGGUUUUGUUAGUUGUCUUUGGCUUCGCUGUGUGUUUAAGAUAUGAUAUUCUUUAGGCAGGUGGUGCGGUGGCCUGGUCUAAGACAAGUCAGCUGAGUGAGUUGAAAACAGUUUAUCGUUGUGAUGUCAUACUGGUCCUUCGUCUUGUGAGCUGGGCUGCCCAAUCAGAGCUUUUCCCCUCUUGUGACUGAGACCUUCUCAUUGGGGAAGAGCACAGCCACAUCUCGAUCGUGAGCCUUAGCCCCGUAUUCAGGGGCCAGUAAGCAGGGGUAAUGUUUC
Molecule: messenger RNA, 1116 nt
Organism: Podospora bellae-mahoneyi
Lineage: Eukaryota; Fungi; Ascomycota; Sordariomycetes; Sordariales; Podosporaceae
Exons: 3
Coding region: 37-753 (238 amino acids)
Source: RefSeq, a predicted model, not a curated record